CAAACAGCAAGCCCGACACCAUCCAGCGGAACUUGUCUCCACUUUUACGCGUCCAUUGACUUGCUCUACGUUGUACACGCGUCUUGAUCAUCCAUCAUGUCCUCCUGGGUCCCUCAGCAAGAUGGACUGCAGGAAAUUUUGCAAACAAUCCACGACUCAACAGAUACCCAGAACACCCAGGUCCAGCAUACUAUUACUCAUAAAUUGAACAGUUUCACGCGUGUUCCUGAUUAUAUUGGCUAUCUCGCCUAUAUCCUCGCGUGCAUGCCGCAGGAGGAGGACUGUAUCCGUACAAUCGCUGGAUAUCUCCUCAAGAACAAUGCCCGUCUCAUUCUCAAUUCAUCACCGGACGUAGUGUCGUUCGUGAAGGCCUCAGUCUUGCAGGCUUUCAAUGAUCCUUCGGUUAUGAUCCGUAAUGCAGCUGGGCAGGAUAUCGUCGCAUUCCUUGGUAUCUUGGAGCCUAAGAACUGGCCGGAGUGUCUGCAACAGCUGGUUCAUUACUUGGAUUCGACGGAUCUCGAUCAACAAGAGGCGGCAUUUAACGUGCUCGAGAAGGCAUGCGAAGACUAUCCUCGGAAGUUGGACGUCGAGAUCAGCGGCACAUGGCCCCUCGAAUUCAUGAUUCCGAAAAUCCUCAUGCUCUCGGAGCAUCCUAAUCCAAAAAUGCGUUUACAUGCUGUCGCUUGUCUGUCCUACUUUGUCCCCAUCGGCUGUCAAUCACUGUUCGCGCACAUAGAAGCCUUCAUUGCGGCGCUCUUCAAGCGGGCAUCGGACGAAGAUCCCUCCAUGCGCCGUCAUGUCUGCCAGGCGCUCGUCCUGCUCCUUGCGUCCCGACCCGAGAAACUCAUGCCGGAAUUGAACAAUAUUGCAGAAUACAUGCUAUACUCCACCAAGGACAAGAACGAAAAUGUUGCUCUCGAGGCCUGCGAGUUCUGGUUAACCUUUGCCGAGGAUCCCGACCUCGCAUCAUACCUUCACCCACUUCUUGGAAAGGUUGCACCGGUCUUGCUCGAUUGCAUGGUAUACGGCGAGGACGACCUGGUGUGGCUCGAGGCCGACGCAGAGGACGCGUCGGUUCCAGAUAAGGAAAGCGACAUCAAACCGCGACACUAUGGAGGUAAAUCGCACGGCUACGAGCACGAGUCGAACGGCGCAGAUGCUUCCUCCAAGCCACGUAUUGGAGCUUAUGGCGAGGAGCUAGAAGAUGACGAUGACGAACUCAACGAGCUCGACGACGAGGAGGACUUCGACGAGAUGUCGACUGAAUGGAACCUGAGAAAAUGUGCGGCUGCGGCGUUGGACCUAUUGGCAGUUCGAUUUGGCGCCGAUCUGCUCAAUGUCCUGUUGGAGCCCCUCAAAAACAAGUUGUGGAAUGAAGAUUGGCUGCAGCGAGAGAUCGGUAUCCUGGCUCUGGGUGCGAUGGCCGAAGGUUGUAUCGAUGCAAUCGAACCUCAUUUAUUGACGCUGGUCCCGUACCUCAACAACACGCUGAACGAUCCCAAGCCUCUUGUGCGGUCGAUCACGUGUUGGACGUUGGGUCGGUAUGCUAGCUGGUGUACUCAGCCCGUAUCAGAAGAGCAUAGGAACCUGUUCUUCGUUCCAACGUUGCAAGGGCUUUUGCGUAUGGUCCUCGAUAACAAUAAGCGUGUCCAAGAAGCUGGCUGUAGUGCAUUCGCCACGUUUGAGGAGGACGCGGGCGUCGAGCUUGUACCGUUCCUUGAGCCGGUCCUGCGUAACCUCGUCUUCGCGUUCGACAAGUACCAGCACAAGAACAUGCUCAUUUUAUAUGAUGCUGUCGGUACUCUCGCUGAUGCUGUCGGCCCAGCAUUACAAAAUCCAACGUUCAUAGAUAUUCUCAUGCCACCAUUUCUUCAGCGGUGGAGCAAGCUCAAAGAUGAUGAUGAGGACUUCAUUCCCCUUCUGGAGUGUCUCGCAUCCGUGAUCAUAGCCAUGGGUCCUGCUUGCUUUCCUUACGCGACAUCUAUCUACGAGCGCUGCGCCGCUAUCGUCCACAGUUCCCUGCUUCAAUACCAAGCGUACCAGCAGAACCCGGACAUGGACGAGCCAGACAGGUCGUUCCUGGUCGUCGCGCUUGAGCUGUUGUCCGGUUUGACGCAGGGCCUCGGCAUGGCUCUGGAGCCGUUGAUCACACGUAGCCAGCCGAACCUUCUCUCGUUGCUCACGUUCUGCUUGAAGCAUCCACAAACGCCUGUUCGGCAAUUCGCUUAUGCGCUCGUCGGCAAUAUGGCCAUGAACUGCUUCCCGCUUCUGCGUCUGCGUCCGCAUAUGCCGGCGAUUAUGCAAGAGCUCAUUGAGCAGCUGGGUCCCGAACCGAAGGUCGAGUUCAUCGGGACGUGCAACAACGCAGCUUGGUCAGUCGGAGAAGUGGCUCUUCGCUAUGGGCGGGAUGAUCCCGAAUUUAGGCAAUGGGUCAACCCGUUGAUAUCACGUCUGGUGCCGAUUCUCCUUCACGCUAAAGCACCUCGCAGUCUGCACGAGAACAUUGCAGUGUCAAUAGGGCGGAUCGGACACAUGCAUCCGACAAUGGUCGCCCCGUUGCUGCCCGAGUUUGCCCAGGCUUGGUGCCAGGCAAUGUAUGAGAUUCGCGAUAAUGAAGAGAAGGACUCUGCAUUCCGCGGUUUGUGCACGCUUGUGAAGGCAAACCCCACUGGUAUAAUGAAGAGCCUCCUUUGGUUCUGUAACGCGAUCGUUCGAUGGAACCAACCCUCUCCCGAGCUCAAUGCGAUGUUCCAAGAGAUUCUGACAACAUUCAAGAACCAUGAUGUUACUGGGUGGUCGGCCCAGGUAGCGACCUUCCCGCCUGCCAUACAGGAGCGCUUAGCACAACGAUACGGUGUUUAGAACACAGAUAUUACAUUUUUUUACAAUUUCGCACAAAGAUGAUUAUAUAUAGUACCUUCAGCCUUCCGUUGCUUCGCAUUUGCCGCCUCAUCACCGCGUGUCCGUCGUGUCCAUCACUCGCAUCUGGAUCUUUUCGUAGUGUAGCCAUUCUCGUCUCUCGUUUCAUUUUGUUCGUGUUGCUGCUGUAUGUCAUCGACACCAAUGCAUCGAGAUUCCGUUUAUUGUUUCGUGCUGCACUAAAUGUCAAGAAAAUCCUUCCAUGUG
This is a messenger RNA of Laetiporus sulphureus 93-53, 3126 nucleotides long. RefSeq names its product ARM repeat-containing protein. The record is from RefSeq and is a predicted model, not a curated record. Bases 97 to 2862 code for a protein of 921 amino acids. The transcript is spliced from 9 exons. Lineage: Eukaryota; Fungi; Basidiomycota; Agaricomycetes; Polyporales; Laetiporaceae. Gene Ontology annotation, biological process: protein import into nucleus. Gene Ontology annotation, molecular function: nuclear import signal receptor activity. Gene Ontology annotation, cellular component: cytoplasm; nucleus.